AUUCAGCAGCCAGGAGCGCUUAGCAGCACAUCUCCCUUUGUCCCCGGCGCGGUACCUUGUCCCGGCUGCAUACGGAACACAAACAUACAAGUGGAGCUGGUCAAGUGCUGAUGGUGGUAGGUAGUAAAGGGGAUUCAGAGGACAGAAGAAAGAAGUACAAACUGCAAAGUCACUGCGAUGCUCCGCCAUCGAUUUGAAAGGAUACAGAGGCAGCUGCUGGCUCAGUCCCACAACUGACAGGAAGCAACAGACAAAAGUGUCCUAAGGAGAAUGAACUCAGCCUCACCCACACACAAAGUCCAGAAAGACCACAUGACAUGAUGCUUCCUAGAAAAGGUAGCUACAGCCAGACAUUGAUCUUUGUGCCUGAGCCCAACUCUUGCAAAGAUGAGCCUCAUUGUGCAAACGCAAGUCUAAUGUCUGCCAAAUGGAAGAAGGAGUUAUUCUGAAGAAAAGUUGACACAAUCUAAGUGAUGCAGUGGAGGAAGUGUUGAGGCACGCAACAGGCAAAAAGAGAUGAUCAAGCAUCUUUCACAGUGUUAGACCAACACCCAUACAAACUGGAAGAGAAUUUCCCGCAGAACGUCUUCACUGAUCAGCAUCACCUCAGCUCACUUCGCAAUCUUCUUUACUGCAAAGGGACACCCACACAGCUGCCACUGUAAAAUGUUCUGUGGCUUUAUCUCAAAUGGAAAAAUGUAACUGCUUGAUGUGAUGUUUCUUGAGAUGAGCACAUAUCCGGGAAAUGGUUUAUGGUCUAUGAUCAUAGUUCAUCUUACUUAAAGUUCAGAACUAACUUGCUUGGAACUAGUUAGCCAUUUAGUUUCUAGACUGUAUUAAGAACAGCUUGAGCAUCUCAGUGAGUCAUGAUCAGAGAUAACUGUCUCUUUUGAGGCUGCUGAAGUGAGUGAAACUGAACAAAUUGUUUGUGACCUCCGAAGAAGACAAUGUCCUCUCCUGUGGGAAUAGAAAGUAACAGUCUGGCUCAACCCAUCCCAACACUGACAGUGCUGCCACCAUCCUCAGACACGGAGUCCUGGUCUCAGUCGCCAAGCCCCAGACUAUCCCGGUCCACCCGCCAAAGUCAGUCCCACCGUAGGAAGACCAGAUUCAACAAAUGGUAUGAUGAAGAAGAGAGAAGUUGUUCUCCUAAACUGCAGUGGGAUGAGACACCAGAAAUUUUAAUAGCAGAGGCUGUGGAGACGUGUAUUCAACAGUGGAGCUCCUCACCCUCCCUCUCACUGGUUGCUCAGGAGGAGAGCGGAGAGUCAGGCCAGGACAUUCCUCCACAGGACCUCCUACUGCCGCCUCAAACUCGUGCCUGGUCUCGUAGCCCAUCUCCCAGCCGGCGCUCCCGUUGGUUCCUCAGGAGCUUUCUCGGCAAAGACUCUGAUUGGGACAGCUGCAGUACAGCCAGUAUCUCUCCACGCAGCACCCCCGGCAGCUCUCCUUCCCUGCGGCGCAGGGUUCUUGGGGGAAGCAGGGCCAGUGAGAGUGAGGGAGGCGGAGAAAAGAACAGUGGUGGUGGUGGAGGUGGUUCAGAUGGCGUCCUACCCUCCAUACCCUCUGCCUCCUCCAUCACAUCUGCCUACCCCAUUGCUUCUCGUCACUUCAGCCGCAAUGCUAAGAAAAUGCAGAGCUGGUACAAUGUUCUCAGUCCAACAUACAAACAACGAAACGAGGAUUUUCGAAAACUCUUCAAGAAACUGCCAGACACAGAACGACUCAUAGUAGACUAUUCCUGUGCCCUGCAGAAGGACAUUCUGCUUCAGGGCCGGCUUUAUCUGUCAGAGAACUGGCUCUGUUUCUACAGUAAUAUAUUCCGUUGGGAAACCACUAUCACCAUCUUGCUGAAAGACGUGACAUCUCUGACCAAGGAAAAAACUGCCAAGCUCAUCCCAAAUGCAAUCCAGAUCAGCACUGACAAUGAAAAGCACUUCUUUACAUCUUUUGGAGCCAGGGAUCGUAGUUUCAUGAUGAUUUUCCAACUGUGGCAAAAUGCACUGAUGGACAAGUCUCUGUCUCCAAAAGAGCUGUGGCACAUUGUCCACCAGUGUUACGGCACUGAGCUGGGUCUCACUAGUGAGGACGACGACUAUGUCUCCCCCACCGCUGAACACAUGAAUGGCCUACUGCCAGGAGAUGAAUCUGUUUUGGUCACAGAUCUGUUAGAUCUCAGCUCAGGGUCAAUCCCCUCUACAGGCAGCUCUCCUCCACCUCUGGUGUCCUGCAUGUCAGCCAGCCCGCCCUCAGUCACCAGUCUCUGUGGCUCCUCUCCACCUUCCUCCACCUCCUGCCUGCCUAUAGAGGUGCUCUCCUCAUCUGGUCAGAGACUCAGCUCUGACCCUCUUGAACCCAGCACACCUAGCUGCUACAGCUCUCUUCCAUCUACGACUACGCCCAACACAUCCGCCUCUGCAGCCGCCACAUUUAAUUUGGAAGAGGGUGAGGAUAACCUGGCUGAGUCAUCUAAUCACCUGCUGGUCCUGCCAACAAGCAGCCUGGGAAACCUCUCCUCAUUGGACAUCACUAAUGAUGAGGACCUGCCCACAGAACUCAGCAAUUCCUCUGACACACCAGAAGAGAGUACCGGUGAAGUGCAUUCGUUUUGCUCCAACCUUAGCGGGCGGGUACAGAUCAACACUGUGGUCCGUAUGAGCGUGGACAAGCUGUAUGACCUUCUCUUCUCUGCUGACACACACUUCAUCCGGCACCUCUUCUCUCAGCGACACUUCACUGACCUGUCUGUGGGUGAGUGGCAGCAAGACAGCAGCAGUGGGAAUACCAGCCGUGUGCUUAGCUACACCAUCACCCUCAACAACCCCCUCGGCCCCAAGACAGCCCCAGUGGUGGAGACGCAGACUUUGCACAAGAGCAGCUCGAAGAGUGAGUGCUACGUGGUGGACUCAGAUGUCAUCACUUCAGGUAUCCCCUACCAGGACUACUUCUAUACUAUCCACAGAUACUGCCUCACAUCCAUCAACAAGCACAAGAGCCGCCUCAGAGUUUCCUCAGACAUCUGCUACAGGAAGCAGCCAUGGAGUCUGGUCAAAGCCCUCAUUGAAAAGAACACCUGGAGCGGCAUUGAGGAAUAUUAUAGACACAUGGAGAGUGAAGUGUCCAAACUGGAAACGUUGCUUCAGUCUGAGGUUUCUGUGGUAACCACAGGAGAAGCGGGGGGCCUGGAUGCUGCUAAGACACCACCAUCCCUGCGCCGACGCAAACGCACCUGCUCUCGACGGCAGGGUGAGAGGGAGAGAGAGAGGGAAGCAGGGGGCAUGGGUGCAGGAGAAAGAGGGGAGAGGGGAGUCGGAGAAGAGAGAGACAGAAGAGAAGCCACUGCUCAGUAUAUGAAGCGGGGAGAGCGCUCACAUGCCGGACGCAGCAGUGUAUCCACCAUCCUCCUUAUUGUCAGCUUCAUGAUCUGUAUCAGUCUGGUGGUGCUGGUGGCUCUCAACAUGCUGCUGUUCUACAAGCUGUACGCUCUGGAAAGAGCUGCGCACACCCUGGAGUCGUGGCACUCUUACUCUGUGGCCGACAGUCCUCUGCCACAAACUGCUGGAGAGUGGGCUCAGGUCUUACAGCUCCAGAGACAAUUCCACCAGGCUCAGCUCAAUAAGUGGCAGCAGAUUCUGCAGUCCUCAGUCACGCUGCUGGAUCAGAUGAAGCAGUCUUUAGAAAAGCUCCACCAGGGCAUUGCGGUCCCAGAAGUUCCGCAGGACACUGACACUCUCACAGAGUCCCUGUCUGAGGCCUGAGCCCCUCCAUGUUAAGAAGCUGGGGGUGUUUUCUCAGUCACACAGUCUGCAACGUCCACCAUUUUCAAAUGAAAAAGCAGAACAGAAACCACUUUACUCAAGUCUCCUGGCCUUACUCAUUUCAAAUAUCAGCCCUCAGCCUCAACCAGCAACAACCUCUGGAAACAUUUAGUGAUGUUCUGUUAUGAAGGUGCCAGGUCCACAGCAAUAAUGUGACUACAGCUGUGUGUCCUUCUGUACCGGGCCUCAGGUAAGCCCAUUUGCACCUUCCACUCCCCUCCA
Thalassophryne amazonica is the source of this 4040-nucleotide messenger RNA. RefSeq names its product GRAM domain containing 1A (gene gramd1a). NCBI's taxonomy places the organism in Eukaryota, Metazoa, Chordata, Actinopteri, Batrachoidiformes, Batrachoididae. Gene Ontology annotation, cellular component: plasma membrane; endoplasmic reticulum membrane; endoplasmic reticulum-plasma membrane contact site. The coding region runs from base 948 to 3758 and encodes 936 amino acids. Gene Ontology annotation, molecular function: sterol transfer activity; sterol binding. The record is from RefSeq and is a predicted model, not a curated record. Gene Ontology annotation, biological process: intracellular sterol transport. The transcript has 22 exons.